Zingiber officinale is the source of this 588-nucleotide messenger RNA. RefSeq names its product zinc finger protein GIS3-like. Lineage: Eukaryota; Viridiplantae; Streptophyta; Magnoliopsida; Zingiberales; Zingiberaceae. The record is from RefSeq and is a predicted model, not a curated record. Bases 1 to 588 code for a protein of 195 amino acids. The transcript has a single exon. Gene Ontology annotation, biological process: trichome differentiation; cytokinin-activated signaling pathway; gibberellic acid mediated signaling pathway. Gene Ontology annotation, molecular function: transcription cis-regulatory region binding; DNA-binding transcription factor activity. Gene Ontology annotation, cellular component: nucleus.
AUGACGACAAAGCUGUUGGGGAUCGGCGCCGUUUCCGAGGCGGAGAAGAUUUGUCCGGACUCCGAUUCCUCGUCCUCCACCACGACGAUCGCCGCCGCCGGCAAGCCAGUCUGCAGGAAGUACGACUGCCAGUACUGCGGCCGCGAGUUCGCCAACUCGCAGGCGCUGGGCGGCCACCAGAACGCCCACAAGAGAGAGCGACAGAAGCUGAAGCGCGCCGCCCAGAUGCGGCAGCGCUACUACUACCGGAUCCAUCACGGCGGCGGCGGAGGGACCGGCUUGCUCCCCAGAAACACGAUUUUGCCGGCCCUCGAGCCGCCACCGCACCUCUUCCAGGAGUACCCUCCGGCCGCCUCCGGGUGGAUCUACUUCUCACGCGACGCGCCGGCGCCACCGCAACCGCGGCCGUCCUUCACGUCUACUCGUCUCUCGGCGAUUAUCCCCGAGCGCACCUGCUCGGCCACCGGCCAUUUUCACGGCGAGCCGUCCUCGGAAAGGCUCAGCGUAUCCGGCCAGAGCAAGACGGCGAGGGCGGAGGAGGCGUUAGAGUUAGACCUCCAACUCCGCCUGGCUCCGGCCGGAUCAUAA